AUGCAAGCGCAAGUCGAUUCCCUCGCAGGCCGCGUGCUGCGCGGGGCUGAGGCCCUCGACACGCCCAGGCGCUUUUUGGUCGGACUCUCGGGGAUCCCGGGGUCGGGCAAGACAACGCUCGCGCGAUGCGUCACCGACGCGGUCAACCGCCAGGCCGGGGCGGAGGUGUGCGUGUGCGUCGGCAUGGACGGCUUUCACUACACGCGCGCGCAGCUCGAUGCGAUGGACGACCCCGCAUACGCACACGCGCGCCGCGGCGCCGCAUUUACGUUUGACGCGGACGCAUUUGUCGCGUUUGUCGAGCGCUUGCGCGCGUCGGGCCACCCCGGCGCACUCCCGACGCUCCACGCGCCCUCCUUCUCGCACGCGGAAAAAGAUCCGGUCGCUGACGGCAUCACGAUCCUGCCGUCGCACAAAAUCGUUCUCGUCGAGGGGCUCUACUGCAACCUGUCUGUCGCGCCGUGGGACCGCGCGGCGGCGUGCUGGGACUUGCGCUGGCUGCUGACCAUCGACGAGGCCGAGGCACGCGCGCGCCUGACCCGCCGCCACGUCGAGGCGGGCCUUGCGCCGACGCCGGACGCGGCGCGCCACCGAGCGGAUACCAAUGACCUGCCCAACGGCGCGUGGAUCCUUGCGCAUACCAUAGAGCCGAUUGAGCGGCUGUCUACAUGA
This is a messenger RNA of Malassezia japonica, 672 nucleotides long. RefSeq lists its product as uncharacterized. Bases 1 to 672 code for a protein of 223 amino acids. The record is from RefSeq and is a predicted model, not a curated record. Lineage: Eukaryota; Fungi; Basidiomycota; Malasseziomycetes; Malasseziales; Malasseziaceae. Gene Ontology annotation, cellular component: cytoplasm. The transcript is spliced from 4 exons.